AAAGAAAGUGAGAAAUGGCAGGAGAAAGUUAUGAAGAUCGUAAUGCAAUUGAAACGCCGGAAGAUUUGGCGGUUCCUCUUCAACCCGAAGAGACAGAAAUGCAGGGUGCGGGAGUAGAUGGAGAAAAGAAGUGGCCUGGAUGGCCUGGUGAGAACGUUUUUAGAAUGUUGGUUCCCGCCCAGAAGGUGGGUACUAUCAUCGGCCCAAAAGGAGAGUUCAUCAGGAAAAUCUCCGACGAAUCAAGGGCCCGGAUUAAAAUUCUUGAUGGACCUCCUACUACCUCUGAAAGAGCUGUCAUGGUUUCUGCCAAAGAAGAACCAGAUGCUCCUAUUCCUCCAUCAAUGGAUGGCUUAUUGAGGAUUCAUAGGCGUAUUCUUGGUCUAGAUGGUGAUUAUGAUCAUACUACAGCAGGUGCAAAUGGCAGAGUUAUCACACGUCUUCUAGUGGCAGAUACUCAGGCAGGAAGCUUGAUUGGCAGACAAGGAUCCACUAUAAAGUAUAUUCAAGAUGCUUCUAAUUGCAAUAUUCGAGUUCUUGGAGGAGAACACCUGCCAGUUUUUUCUUUGAAAGAUGAUAGUGUUGUUGAGAUAGAGGGUGGGCCCACAUGUGUACACGCUGCAAUUGAACUUAUUGCAGGCCAUCUCAGGAAGUUCUUGGUUCACCGCAGCAUUAUUGGGGUAUUUGAAAUGCAAAUGCAGAAUGUGAGUGCCAAUCAGAAUAUGGUCGUGCCUCAAUCCCAGCACCAUCUGCAUGGUUUUCCGAUUGCUGAUAGUGAAUCCCUUCUUGGUUCUAAGCCAAAAUAUACUUAUCCUGAAUCUCAGUUUGACGAUUGUUAUGAACCUCAUGAGCUACCUUUGCAUGACAAGAAUUCCUAUCAGGGCCCACCACUAUAUGGGACGCAUGGUUCUAUGGGAGGUCUUGCAUCAAAUGUGCAGGCCAAACAGUCAGUGGUGACAAAGAUCAUACAACGCAUGCAAAUUCCUUUAUCAUAUGCAAAUGCUGUAAUUGGGACAUCUGGUGCAAAUAUAAGCUAUAUGCGCCGUGCCAGUGGAGCUGCUAUAGCUAUACAAGAGACAAGAGAUGUGCCUGGGGAUAUGACUGUUGAAAUUUCUGGAUCUGCCUCUGAAGUACAAGCGGCUGAGCAGUUGAUACAGAACUUUAUUGCUGAAGCUGCAAGUGCGAUGCAGAGUCUGCCAGGCGGAUCAAUCAGCGAGGAGUACAGUCCUUACCCGGUACAUGCUCCUCUUUAUGCGUCUUCUGAUGCCAAUGGUCAUGUCAGCCAUGCGCCUGUCAUAGACUAUGGUUCAAUUUAUGGCACUGGUUAUGGUUGAUGAGGUAGUACCAGAUUACUUUAGGAUCGGAAGUUUUGUAGUCCCAAUCAGCACUUGAUUACGUUUGGCUCAAUUGUUCCUUCCUUUAUUGGUUUAUUGAAUUUUAGGAUAAAAUUGUGAAUUUUGUCUAGGAUUGUUACUACAUCUCAAUUCUAAUAUAUAUAUAUUUUAGAUUUAUAGUUAAGAAAAA
Molecule: messenger RNA, 1521 nt
Organism: Gossypium raimondii (Peruvian cotton)
Lineage: Eukaryota; Viridiplantae; Streptophyta; Magnoliopsida; Malvales; Malvaceae
Product: flowering locus K homology domain
Exons: 6
Coding region: 15-1331 (438 amino acids)
Biological process (GO): regulation of gene expression
Cellular component (GO): nucleus; cytoplasm
Molecular function (GO): mRNA binding
Source: RefSeq, a predicted model, not a curated record